Eurypyga helias (sunbittern) is the source of this 4155-nucleotide messenger RNA. It is a transcript of the gene ADD3, whose product is annotated as adducin 3 (gamma). The record is from RefSeq and is a predicted model, not a curated record. The transcript has 13 exons. Gene Ontology annotation, biological process: barbed-end actin filament capping. Bases 31 to 2061 code for a protein of 676 amino acids. Gene Ontology annotation, cellular component: plasma membrane; cytoskeleton; postsynaptic density. NCBI's taxonomy places the organism in Eukaryota, Metazoa, Chordata, Aves, Eurypygiformes, Eurypygidae. Gene Ontology annotation, molecular function: actin filament binding.
AGGUGAAGCCUGCCAUCCCAGUGUUGAAGCAUGAGUACUGAUGCCAGUCAGGCUGUGAUCACUACUCCUCCCCCGGCCACGAUGCCUCACAAAGAGCGGUACUUCGAUCGCAUCAAUGAGAAUGACCCAGAGUAUAUUCGGGAGAGAAACAUGUCUCCUGACCUGAGGCAGGACUUCAAUAUGAUGGAGCAAAGGAAGAGGGUCACUCAGAUACUGCAGAGCCCUGCUUUUAGAGAAGAUCUGGAAUGCCUUAUUCAAGAACAGAUGAAGAAGGGCAAUAACCCCACUGGACUGCUUGCGUUACAACAGAUUGCUGAAUACAUUACAGCAAGCUCUUUUGCAGGUUUUUCCUCAUCUUCCUUCAGCCAUGGAAUGAUUACACCUAUCAAUGAUCUACCUGGGGUAGAUACUUCCUCGUUUGUUAAGGGAGAAAAACUUACUCGUUGCAAGUUAGCCAGCUUAUAUAGAUUGGCUGACUUGUUCGGGUGGGCACAUUUGCCAAAUGCCUAUAUCACAGUAAGAGUAAGCAAGGAGCAUGACCAUAUUCUAAUCAUUCCAAGAGGUCUGUCCUUUUCUGAGGCUUCAGCUUCUAAUUUGGUUAAGGUAAACAUCCUGGGAGAUGUAGUUGACCAGGGGAGUACAACUUUAAGCAUUGACAAUGCAGGAUUCAGUCCACACGUGGCCAUCUACUCCACACGCCCCGAUGUCAGAUGCGUAAUACACAUACAUACCCCUGCAACAGCAGCUGUUUCAUCUAUGAAGUGUGGCAUCCUUCCCAUAUCGCAGGAAGCUCUGAUUCUGGGAGAUGUUGCUUAUUACAACUAUCAGGGAUCUCUUGAUGAACAGGAAGAGAGAAUUCAGCUUCAGAAAGUUCUUGGACCCAGUUGCAAGGUAUUAGUCUUGAGAAACCAUGGUGUGGUGGCACUAGGAGAGACACUGGAAGAAGCAUUCCACUACAUUUUCAAUGUUCAGCUGGCCUGUGAAACACAGGUUCAUGCGUUAGCUGGAGCAGGUGGGAUAGACAAUCUCCUACUGCUGGAUCUGCAGAAGUUCAAGCCCUCCACGCACGCUGUGGCAGCAGCGGGGGGAGGUGGAGUUAACAUGGCUUCGCAGCAGAAGUGGAAAGUUGGGGAGCAAGAAUUUGAAGCACUCAUGCGGAUGCUGGACAACCUGGGAUACAGAACUGGCUAUGCCUACAGGCAGCCGUUAGUCAGGGAAAAACCCAGACAUAAGAGUGACGUUGAGAUCCCGGCCACUGUGACCGCCUUCUCCUUUGAAGAUGAUACAGUCCCGCUUUCCCCCCUGAAAUUCCUGGCGCAGAGGCAGCAGAGAGAAAAGACAAGAUGGCUGAACUCUCCAAACACGUACUUGAAAGUUAAUGUGCCUGAGGAGUCCUGGAACGGGGAAACCAGUCCCAGGACUAAGAUCACGUGGAUGAAAGCUGAUGAGUCCUCCAAGACUAGUGGAGGGACGCCAAUCAAAAUUGAAGAUCCAAACCAAUUUGUUCCUCUAAAUACAAACCCAAGUGAAGUGUUGGAAAAGAGAAAUAAGAUAAGGGAGCAAAACCGAUACGACCUAAAGACAGCAGGACCACAGUCUCAGCUGCUCGCCGGGAUUGUGGUGGAUAAAAAACCGAGCCCAUCAAUGCAAUUUGAAGAUGAUGAGCACGCACCGCCGGCCCCUCCCAACCCCUUCAGCCAUCUCACAGAAAAGGAACUGGAAGAGUACAAGAAAACCAUUGAGCGCAAGCAGCAAGGGUUGGAAGAAAACCACGAAGACCUCUACACCCAGAAUGCCAACCUAAUAUCUGUGGAGAUGCCGGUUGUGGUCGUGAACGGCAAGGAAGACGCGCACGACGUGGAAGACCUCACCAAGAGGGUCAGUCAGUUAACCACCAGUACUGUGGAGAGCGUGGAGAUCACGAUUAAAAGCCCUGAGAAGAUAGAGGAGGCUCUGUCCCCCGAAGGGUCACCUUCCAAAUCCCCGUCAAAGAAGAAGAAGAAAUUCCGCACCCCGUCUUUCCUGAAAAAGAGUAAAAAGAAGGAGAAGGUAGAAGCGUAAGUGCAGUUCUGUUGUGAGGAGACGUUGCACAUUUUAAACGUUUGACUAUUAUAAACAGCGUAGUGUUAGGGGUGUGCAGUAACUGGACUUUUAACCCAAACAAAAAGGAACUGGAAGAGGUUUUGCUUUAAAAAAACCCACAACCCACCAAACAAAAAAAACCCUUUCAUGUUAAUUGAAAAUUAAUCAAUCUCUCACUUAACUGUGUCCAAAUUUGCCGUGAGGGUUGGAAACGUUCAUUAGUUUCAUGCCGAAGCACGCUGGCGGGGGCUCAGUUACCGUCGCGGCGGGGUCGAAUGCCGUCGCGGUGUGCAGCAGCGAGUUCUGCGGGGGGUAUUUUGCAGACCUUACGCUUUUCGGUACAGUUCAAGUCUGUACUGAAGUUACUGUGGAGUGAGCAUACGGCUUCCUGAAACUGCUGUCUCAUUGGUAACCAGACCACGCGUUUCUGUAUUGUGGUUCUGACCAUGUACUUUCUGUUUCUGUACCCCCGUUGGAGCGGGUGCACAUUAACAGCACACCUUUAAACCUUUUCUAAGAUUAGAUCGUAGAGAAACAUUAUACACUGGCACAUAAUAGUAGGGGAAAAACUGUGUAAGAGAGAGUUUAUUUGGAGUUAUACAAAAGGUCUAAAGAAUUCCAUUCUUCAAUAACUUUUUUGCCAAAUGUUUCAUUUUAGUGAAAUAUAAUUUUUGAAGACUUCUUUUUUAUUCUAUCAGUUGGGGGUGGGGUGGGUGGGAAACCCUUAUUUUUCAAGAAAGGGGAUUUUAUACACUUAACAUUGAUAAUUUAGUUUAACUGGCAAAACAAAAAAGAAGAUUUUAUAUGUUCAAAUGUUUGUAUACCAUUCAGUAUAAAGGUAUUAUAAGCAUGUGAACCAAGCAUUAAUAGUAAAGUGUAUUUCAGAAUGCUUGGUUUAGAGUAUACUUAAAUGUAAUUCAGGAAUCCAGGGACUCAGAAAUCAAAAGAUAAAAGCAUAUAAAAUUGAACUGGAUUCGUGUUUAAUAAUUACAUGGGGUGUUGUUUUUUCUUUCUCUCGUGGUAUUGCUAAUGAAUGAAGAAAAAUAAUCUCUUAACAUAACCAAAUGAAGGAAACAAAGCUGUUAAAAGGGAAAGUGAAAUAGUAAGAAAAUAGGAGGAGACAAAGAAAGUAAAAGCCUGGUGAUUAUUUUUUUUAAAUAUAUGAUAUGGAUUGUGGGAUAUUUUUAUUAAAUCAGCAAAGUGACAUGUCCAUUUAGACGUUCUUAAUAAUUUGUCUGGAUUCAUACAGAGCGCAACACUUUGGGUUUUCUCUUCGCUUUCAUCUGAAUUGUAAAAGGGUCUCAUGAAUCUGUGUUGUCCUUUGGGUGAACCCAGAGCAAAUCAGAGCCUAGUGCCAUGGGUGAGAGUGGUACCGCCACUCGCUCAUUUUUACUGGUAUUGUCGUUUUAGUACUUUUACUGUACUGUAAAUACAAACUAAACAUAGAAAUUAACAUAGGGGUUUCUUCACUGUGUCAAACUGUCUGUGAAUCGGUCAUCGCAAUAGGAAGUACAUCUUAAAGAUCCAUGUGAUUCCCAAAUUGCCGGUUGAAAUAUUCUAUGAUAUAUAAUUGUUAAAUAUGGCUGGAGAGUGGUUUGGCAUGCAAAAGUGUCGAUUAUAGCAUGUUUGGAGGCUGGUUAGCUUUGACCGUCUAAGUGUGAUAACGCGAUGUUAGAAUGGAUCCUGGAAACAAUUUUCUAGCUAUCACUAAAUACUGGAAUCAGUGUUUUUAAUCAUAGUGGAAACUUUCAGUUGCUUACUUUGUUUUUUAUGUUCUACAUUAUUUGUGUUGUAUUACCAACAUAUGUAGAAACAGUAACCUGUGAACUACGCUUUUCAUAACUUUUUUAAAAAUAUAUAUCUAAAUGAAUGCAAUGUGCAUAAAUAUUUUUUAAAAUGCAACCGUGAACUAUUUGCACCUUUUGCUAAUGCCUCUAUUUACUCGCUUUGGCAUAAAGAAUGAGCCAGCCAACUCUUGUGUCCUGUGGAAAAUAUAUAAAUGUUAUCUGAAAUUGCUCAUAGAUGUAAUGCUAAUUAAUGUUAAAUCACAAAUAAACAGUAUUUUAAAUAGAU